AUGAAAAGAUCAAAAAGAUCAAAAAGACCAAUCCCUUGGUUCAAAAUAUUAACCUUUAAUAAGCAAAAGUUAAACAAUAUUGAAAAUCCACAAGGCUUCAAGAACAAUGGUAAUGAACAAACUCUUGAUAACACUGAAGAGAUCAAGACCUGUGGAAAUUAUAAAGUUGCUGUGGAUUCGUUUUGCUACGCUGAACAUAAAGUUAUUUCAAAAUAUUUUUUAUCUCAUUUUCAUGCAGAUCAUUAUAUGGGCUUGACAAAAAAUUUAUCUAACUGUAUCUAUUCAAAAGGACUAAUAUAUUGCACCGGAAUUACUAAGAAAUUGAUUAUUGCAAAGUUUAAUAUAACAGAACCAGAAAGAAUAAUAUCUGUUCCAUUUUAUAAAAAAUUUGAAAUUUAUCCAAACCUCAUUUUUACAUUUUUGCCUGCUAAUCAUUGUCCUGGAUCAGCUAUAAUAGUAUUUGAAUAUUACCAUGGAUCAAAUUUAGCUCAGGUUUAUAGAGUCUUACACACAGGAGACUUUAGAGCUAAUAAAAAACUACUUCAAUAUUUAAUGGAAAAAUUUAAUAGUUUUGAAAAAGUUUAUCUAGACACUACUUACUUAAAUCCAAAUUUUUUUUUUCCCGAUCAGGAAUUAGUUGUUAAAGAAUGUGGUGAUUUUGUUGACAAAGUAGUGAAUUGCAAUUUAUUUUCAAAUGAAAUUCAGCAAAAAAAGAUAACCGACUUUACUCUUGUAUCAUAUCCACUCUUGAAACCCGAAUCCCAAGUUAAAAAAAAUUACUUGGUUGUUAUUGGAUCAUAUACAAUAGGAAAAGAAAGGUUGGCUAUCGAAAUAUGUAAGCGGAUUGGUUCUAAAUUAUAUGUAAAUCCAUAUAAAAGAAAAAUUUUAAAGACUUUUAUUGAUGAUUGUGAGUUUAAAGGUAAUGUGGAUAAUUUCAAGCUUGAGUUGAGCACCGAUCCCUUCAAUUGCCAAGUUCAUUUAAUACCAAUGCAAAUUCUUAAUUACCAUGAGCUAAUGAAAUACUACAAGUCCUAUGAGAGUACUUUUGAAAAGUUAAUAGCCUUUCAUCCUACCGGCUGGAAUUUUGGAAAUAAAUUUAAGCAAAUAGACCCAACUUCUUCUUUGAAAGAAAUAUUAAAUAAAACCAUCACUCAGAAGGUCUCCUUUGGAAUUGAGCAUUUUAGGAAACAAUUUAAUUCUAAUAGAGUUAUUCAGUUGUACAAAAUCCCUUACUCGGAACAUUCAAGCUUUCGAGAAUUGACGUUUUUUUCUAUUUUGUUGAAUAUUAGGAAAAUAAUACCAACUGUGAAUCUUCAUAAUGACCAGACAAUUCGUGAAAUGGAUCAGUGGAUCAAAGAAUGGAAAAUCAUACAUAAAUCAUUUAUAUAUUCAAUUGAUGAUUUUUAG
This is a messenger RNA of Ascoidea rubescens DSM 1968, 1407 nucleotides long. It is a transcript of the gene PSO2, whose product is annotated as DNA cross-link repair protein PSO2. Gene Ontology annotation, biological process: protection from non-homologous end joining at telomere; interstrand cross-link repair; double-strand break repair via nonhomologous end joining. Lineage: Eukaryota; Fungi; Ascomycota; Saccharomycetes; Ascoideales; Ascoideaceae. Gene Ontology annotation, molecular function: 5'-3' DNA exonuclease activity; damaged DNA binding. Bases 1 to 1407 code for a protein of 468 amino acids. The transcript has a single exon. The record is from RefSeq and is a predicted model, not a curated record.